AUGGUUACCAUUUUGGUUAAAGACAUUACAAUUGUCAAUGUCUAUAAUCAACCGAAACCAUCCAAGAAAUACCCUGAGCCACCGGUUUUUGAGUUUCUCAAACGGGAGAUCAAGGAACAAUACUCAAAGAUUGUCAUUGCAGGUGAUUAUAACUUACAUCACAAGGAAUGGGAGUCAAGGGCAGGUCCGAAUACGGAAGCAGAUGAAGUUGUUGAGUGGCUACAUGAAAAUGAUAUGAUGUUAAUUACUCCAAGAAAUCAAAAAACAUACAACAAUAGAACCAAUAUUGAUUUGGUUUAUGGCUCAGUGGACUUACUUCAUAGAAUUUCAUUUAGUGGAGUGGAUGAAAAUACACUAAGUGAUCACUCAAUUGUGGAGUGGGACAUCUAUAUGUCUCAGAAUUGGGAAAAGUUUGACAAGGAGCUUUCUUCUGCCAUUAAAGAUUUUAAUGUGCAUAACAAAACUCUAAAAUCAACUGACCAAAUUGAUGACCAAGCUAAAGUUCUUGAGGAGGUUGUAAAAAGAGCAAUGGCAAAGUCGAUGAAGGAAGUUAAGGUGAUGAAAAAGUCCAAACGCUAUUGGAAUCAAGAAUUAAGGGAGAAGUUAGAAAAAGCGCUAGAAGCUAAAAGGGAAGCCCGUCAAAGACAACCUUCUUUGGCUUUGAAACGACAAAAAAUUGAAGAGGCAAAAAAAGCUAGAAAAAUUUUUGACCACAGUUUGCGUGAGGCAAGUACUGAGCAAUGGAAUAAAUAUUUGUCUAGUUUAGAAGGAAAUGACAUUUGGAAGAUUUUGAAGUAUAUUAAUCCAAAAAGCAAUGAUACCAUUAUACCACAAAUUAGAAAAGAAGAUGGAACUCUCACUACUACUGUUGACGAAAAAAGACAUGAAAUAUGGAAGGCACUUCUACCUGAAAUUGAUCAUGGUCUUGAUAGAGAGUUUGAAAUUGAUAACGAUUCUCGAUGGCCAAAAUUAGAGUUUGAUGAAGUUGACUCUGCAUUGGCUGAUACCCCAAAUGAUAAAGCUCCAGGAGACGAUGGAAUUACUGGCAAAGUUUUAAAGAUGGCAUGGCUAAAUAAAGACUUUAAGGAAAGGUUUUCAAGCUUCUCCAAGCUUGUGUAA
Molecule: messenger RNA, 1119 nt
Organism: Magnusiomyces paraingens
Lineage: Eukaryota; Fungi; Ascomycota; Dipodascomycetes; Dipodascales; Dipodascaceae
Exons: 2
Coding region: 1-1119 (372 amino acids)
Molecular function (GO): catalytic activity
Source: RefSeq, a predicted model, not a curated record